Molecule: messenger RNA, 156 nt
Organism: Laccaria bicolor S238N-H82
Lineage: Eukaryota; Fungi; Basidiomycota; Agaricomycetes; Agaricales; Hydnangiaceae
Exons: 2
Coding region: 1-156 (51 amino acids)
Source: RefSeq, a predicted model, not a curated record
AUGGACGACAACGACGAUUUCGUCGUUGUCGUUACCUGGUGCCACGUCGCAACCGCGACAUGGCAACGAAACGACGAACGACGAAAUGUCGUCGUUCGUCGUUUUGCCCGUCCUUCAUCCCGAACCAACAACAACCGUGCCACGUCAGCACGUUAG